AUGCCCGUCACAUUCAGACCAGCAAGUCAUAUCGCGAAGUCUAUUGCGGACGCAAAGCAAGUCACUGCUCGCGAGCUGCUGCUCAACUGUAGCCCAGAUGCAGAACAACAUUGCGAUGAGAUCCUACAAUCUUUCCUCGGGCGCGGCUCCUCGGCAAAGGGCACCAUUCUGUCCCCAAACUCCUUUCGAUUACAGUCCAUGCGCCACGGGCUUGUUCAGACGGUCUGCGAGGCGUACUUGGAGCAUCGAGCACUUGUAUUACGCCCAGAUGACGUAUGGCUCGCCAUCUUGACGCAGUUCAGUCUGUACGUGAACGAGCACGCCGAGGAGUUGCGUGACAAGUUCGUCGCACAUGAGGGGAAGCAGGAGAUCACUGUCCCCUCCGAUGGCAUACGACAUACCGUCGAAUUCGGCAACAUGGCACAUCGCAUGACGAGGGAGAUGAACAAGUUCAUCGUGGAUCGCGCCGUGCGAGAUUGGAUUCUGCCGAGGUUCUCGACGACCACAGAAAACGACACAGUAGUGGCGUCCGUGGUUAUGAUGGCGACAAUGAAAGCGUACUUUGAGUACAGCUUUGACAUUACUUGCGGUAUCCCUGUGGUUGUGUUGGAAGGAAAGAGGGCCGAUUGGCAGGACAUCUUACGCAGGGCCCGGAAGCUUAUGGAGUAUGGAGAAGAGACGGAGGCCUGGUAUGCGCUUCUGCGUCCAGUCCUCGAUCGCUUCGUGCGGUCGUUCGACUCUCCAGGUGCAAAGGAGAACCUCGAAUUCUGGAAUCAUGCGGUGUUGGACGAAUGGUACAACUCACCAGCCGGUUCGAAUGAGGUAGAGAAGCAGAGUAUUCAUUCUGCCUUGUCGAACACGACCACAAUCGGAGGUAGUGCACUCGAGUAUCACGGAAGCCAAUCAUUUGGGGUACUGCAACUGGACGGGAUGACUUAUCACCAACUCCUCAGCGACACCAUCCCACCUUCGAUAGUGGAGGUCGAUGUGAAGGUGAUUGACGGCAAUGGUAUCUUCCCCUCUGUAAUGGUCGCCGGCAUCGUGGGCGCGAGCGUGCUGGAUAGCGGCAGUACUGAAGUAUCUCUAACCGGCGUCAAAGACACGAUCGCGCCUGCCGCUGGAUGGUGGCUCUACACCAAGAAAGGCGCAGACAGGGAGAAUUUGGACGCCCUUCUGUCCCGCAUGCCGCAGGAGAAAGGUGGAGAGGGUAUCUGCAACCCUAGGCACAAGCCCUCGGCGCGAGCGGAAGAGAAGGAUAGCGACAAUCGGAGGAGCAAAGCUUCGAGCAUGCGCAAUUGGGGGAGGAGAGUGCUCUCAUGCCUGCCACUCUAA
Peniophora sp. CBMAI 1063 is the source of this 1332-nucleotide messenger RNA. The record is from the annotation of a GenBank genome assembly. NCBI's taxonomy places the organism in Eukaryota, Fungi, Basidiomycota, Agaricomycetes, Russulales, Peniophoraceae.